Spirometra erinaceieuropaei is the source of this 1652-nucleotide messenger RNA. NCBI's taxonomy places the organism in Eukaryota, Metazoa, Platyhelminthes, Cestoda, Diphyllobothriidea, Diphyllobothriidae. The record is from the annotation of a GenBank genome assembly.
AUGAACUCCACACAUAUGUAAGACUAAAGUAAAGUGGGCUUUCGAGAGAUAUUAGGACAACGGUGGAUCGCAUGAAUGAUACUCAUACCGGCCAACAUCAGCUUGCUUGUCUUAUUUUGCAAUUUGACAAGCUGACCUAAGUAAUAUCAUAUUAUUAAAAGAAGACUUAGAUGUUCCAGUAAAUGAUUCCCGCAUUUUUGUGUGUACCUAUCCUGAGAAAGAUAUAUCUAGUUUUGGGAAUUAAAGCGGCUUCAGCCGGCGCUGGGCAGAUAUGAUGCUGCAUAGGGUCGGGUGUACUUAUCUGAUUAUGACAGAUGUUCAUAUUGACCCAACUGUGAAAAACUCGGCGCCUCAGUUGGGUCAAUAUGAAUUAGUCAAAAUCUGCCAAAAUAUCAAUGAAUUACGCGAGCCUGGUAGUCAUCUGGUGGAUUCUAGGUGAAUUACUUAGGAAAUCCUGCUUGAGCAGUCAACUUACUGUAUCAGAUUUGGUGGAUUCCAGACGUUGCAGUAGGUUGGGCGGGUAACUUGACCCAAAUGUGAUUAAACUCGCGUCGUCCGGCGGGGCCUCGUAGCUCAGGUGGUUAGAGCGUUGGCUGUACUAAAGCCUUCCCCCUUACUGCGUGGGUUCGAAUCCCACCGAGGCGCCGAGUUUUUCACAGUUGGGUCAAUAUGAAUUAGUCAAAAUCUGCCAAAAUAUCAAUGUAUGACAGAUGUCUUUUACAUUCCUGACCAAGUGCCUUCCUAUUAAAAAUCGUUUCUAGCCGAGACGGCUACUUGCGGCUUCAUGUGAGAGUUGUUGUUGCAUGACGGGCACCAGAACUCAUGUAAAGUGAUAGGGAAUGGGUGAGGCCUCUCCAGUUGAAUAGAAGGUCUCAUGAGCCUGCGCCUACCUCUUCGCGGAACUCAAUUCUGCACCAUAGUCAGGUCGGAAGAAGAAGAAGAAGAAGAAGAAGAAGAAGAUACGAUCGCAGGCACAAGAGGUUUAGUGGCCCGAUGUUUCGGAUUCUCACCCGAACCUAGCAUCAGAGACAGUCGCAGAUAAAGAAGGUGGUUGCGAAACGAGUGCAGUAUUUAUUGGCCGCAGUUGCGAUGCGGCCACAUGCCUACUUUAAUUUGCAGUUGCGCAGUCAUCGUUACGACACGUAAUUGAUGCGAUGAUGACUUGUUUGUCUGCAAUCGAGUCGUUAGUUGUGGAUUCUUGAUGUGAUAAUUACUCGGCAAAUAGGAUCGCUUUGAUUGGAAAUGUCGGUCGCCUGCUCGUCCCUCCGCACGGGUAAUUACUCUAACCAGUCGAAUUCUCGGCACAGAAUAUGGAACCGGGAGGUUAUUGCGCUUGCUGUUCGACUGGGGGUCGGAGAAUCAUGACUCAGGCAGCUCGCGGCUCACGCGGUUGUCACCUCUUGCGAUAAUUUCGGCCUCAUCAAACUUGAAGAUAUGGCUGGGUUCAGUCGAAUGAGCCGCGACUUGAGUUAGCGUCAUUCCUCACUGCUGCUGUUGCUGUUGCUGCUGCUGCUGCUGCUGCUGCUGCUGCUGCUGCUGCUGCUGCUGCUGCUGCUGCUACUGCUACUGCGUCUGCUACUGCUGCUGCUGCUGCUGCUGCUACUGCUACUGCGUCUGCUACUGCUACUGCUACUGACGAAUGGCGGUGUUAG